UCGUAGGGCUUAUCCCGCCUGUCCCGCCAUUCUCGCUAGUUCGAUCGGUAGCGGGAGCGGAGAGCGGACCCCAGAGAGCCCUGAGCAGCCCCACCGCCGCCGCCGGCCUAGUUACCAUCACACCCCGGGAGGAGCCGCAGCUGCCGCAGCCGGCCCCAGUCACCAUCACCGCAACCAUGAGCAGCGAGGCCGAGACCCAGCAGCCGCCCGCCGCCCCCCCCGCCGCCCCCGCCCUCAGCGCCGCCGACACCAAGCCCGGCACUACGGGCAGCGGCGCAGGGAGCGGUGGCCCGGGCGGCCUCACAUCGGCGGCGCCUGCCGGCGGGGACAAGAAGGUCAUCGCAACGAAGGUUUUGGGAACAGUAAAAUGGUUCAAUGUAAGGAACGGAUAUGGUUUCAUCAACAGGAAUGACACCAAGGAAGAUGUAUUUGUACACCAGACUGCCAUAAAGAAGAAUAACCCCAGGAAGUACCUUCGCAGUGUAGGAGAUGGAGAGACUGUGGAGUUUGAUGUUGUUGAAGGAGAAAAGGGUGCGGAGGCAGCAAAUGUUACAGGUCCUGGUGGUGUUCCAGUUCAAGGCAGUAAAUAUGCAGCAGACCGUAACCAUUAUAGACGCUAUCCACGUCGUAGGGGUCCUCCACGCAAUUACCAGCAAAAUUACCAGAAUAGUGAGAGUGGGGAAAAGAACGAGGGAUCGGAGAGUGCUCCCGAAGGCCAGGCCCAACAACGCCGGCCCUACCGCAGGCGAAGGUUCCCACCUUACUACAUGCGGAGACCCUAUGGGCGUCGACCACAGUAUUCCAACCCUCCUGUGCAGGGAGAAGUGAUGGAGGGUGCUGACAACCAGGGUGCAGGAGAACAAGGUAGACCAGUGAGGCAGAAUAUGUAUCGGGGAUAUAGACCACGAUUCCGCAGGGGCCCUCCUCGCCAAAGACAGCCUAGAGAGGACGGCAAUGAAGAAGAUAAAGAAAAUCAAGCAGAUGAGACCCAGGGUCAGCAGCCACCUCAACGUCGGUACCGCCGCAACUUCAAUUACCGACGCAGACGCCCAGAAAACCCUAAACCACAAGAUGGCAAAGAGACAAAAGCAGCCGAUCCACCAGCUGAGAAUUCGUCCGCUCCCGAGGCUGAGCAGGGCGGGGCUGAGUAAAUGCCGGCUUACCAUCUCUACCAUCAUCCGGUUUAGUCAUCCAACAAGAAGAAAUAUGAAAUUCCAGCAAUAAGAAAUGAACAAAAGAUUGGAGCUGAAGACCUUAAGUGCUUGCUUUUUGCCCGUUGACCAGAUAAAUAGAACUAUCUGCAUUAUCUAUGCAGCAUGGGGUUUUUAUUAUUUUUACCUAAAGACGUCUCUUUUUGGUAAUAACAAACGUGUUUUUUAAAAAAGCCUGGUUUUUCUCAAUACGCCUUUAAAGGUUUUUAAAUUGUUUCAUAUCUGGUCAAGUUGAGAUUUUUAAGAACUUCAUUUUUAAUUUGUAAUAAAAGUUUACAACUUGAUUUUUUCAAAAAAGUCAACAAACUGCAAGCACCUGUUAAUAAAGGUCUUAAAUAAUUGUCUUUGUGUAAA
Nomascus leucogenys (northern white-cheeked gibbon) is the source of this 1565-nucleotide messenger RNA. RefSeq names its product Y-box binding protein 1 (gene YBX1). Gene Ontology annotation, molecular function: nucleic acid binding. Gene Ontology annotation, cellular component: nucleus. Gene Ontology annotation, biological process: regulation of gene expression. NCBI's taxonomy places the organism in Eukaryota, Metazoa, Chordata, Mammalia, Primates, Hylobatidae. The record is from RefSeq and is a predicted model, not a curated record.